Messenger RNA from Prunus dulcis (almond), 1573 nucleotides. RefSeq lists its product as uncharacterized. The record is from RefSeq and is a predicted model, not a curated record. The coding region runs from base 144 to 1289 and encodes 381 amino acids. The transcript has a single exon. Lineage: Eukaryota; Viridiplantae; Streptophyta; Magnoliopsida; Rosales; Rosaceae.
AGCCACACAAAAUUCCCUCCACACGUAUAAACAACAUUUGAGCUCUCUUUUCUUCUCAUAAAAACCAACACACAAAAAACACACUCUAGCUUAGUUCACACACAUUUUCUACGGUCCAGAUUAAACCAAACUCAUUUCCAAAAAUGGGCUGCGCUUCCUCGAAAAGAGUGGAGGCUGCCGUGGACUACAAGCCGGCGCCGGCGAGCUACGCGGUCUUCGACAUCAACGCCAUCCAAGAGCCGUGGCUCGUAUUCGACAAUACGACGUUGCAGGAGCAGCAGCAGAGCCACGAAAAGCCCGCGCAUGUGCCGGCCCAAAUCCUCGACAAGCUCAAAUCGUUAGAAACCGAAGCGGAAGCAGCCCCUCACACGUGGGACGAGGUCAGCAAGGCCCUAGAGGACUUCAAGCCCAAGACUGACCCGAAGUCUAAACCCAAGCCCAGCCCAACUCCUUCCCCGACCCAGGACGAACAGACCAGUAGUAGGAAGCCCCGUAAGAGCCUGUCCUUCCACACGCUCGAUGAGCUCGACAAGAAGCUCGCUCCGAAACCGGCCGACUUGAGAAAGAGCGAGUCGAUGCGGUCCCUGUGGAAGCUAAACACCGAGUCGACCCGGUCCGAGUCACGAGUUGACUUGGAGGCUACUCAGGCGACUCAGUCGGCGGCGGGUUACAUCAAGCCGGUGAAGGAGAACAUAUUCAUAAUGAGGGACAGGCUGGAGAGAGAGAAGGAAGGCAAGCUCGCGGUCUACGAUAGGCUGAUGAAGAGCAGGCGGGACCCACUGAGCGAGUACCCGGAGAGGUGCCCGCCCGGCGGCUCCGACUCUGUGGUGGUCUACACGACGUCGUUGCGAGGGGUGCGGCGGACGUUUGAGGACUGCCAGAAGGUGAAGGGGGUGCUGGAGGGCCAUCGGGUGGUGUACGACGAGCGUGACGUGGCGCUGCACGGCGAGUUUCUGGGUGAGCUGAGGGGAUUGCUGGGUGAGGAGAGCAAUAACUCCGACGGCGGCGUGGGUGUGCCGAGGGUUUUCGUGAAGGGGAGGUAUCUGGGUGGGGCUGAGGAGGUGGUGGAGCUGAACGAGUCCGGGGUGUUUGGGAGGAUGGUGAAGUUGGCAGGCGUGGAGAGAGGGGUGGGGUGGCGAGCGUGCGAGGGGUGCGGUGGGGCCCGGUUCGGGCCGUGCAUGGAGUGUGGCGGGAGUUGUAAGGUGGUGGUUGGGGAUAAGAGGGAGAGGUGCCCCAAGUGUAAUGAGAAUGGGCUGGUGCAGUGUGUGGCUUGUUGGUCUUUAACGUAAUUUCAAUGGAGUUGGGUAUUUGUUUCUCUUUUUAUUAUCUUUGAUUUCAAUGUUGUGUAUAAGUUUUUGAUUGGUGUUUAAGAAAAUAUACACUAUCCUGAAUCCUGAUUCCUGAGUGAGAUUUGUAAGCUCUGGUAAAACAGAAAGACGAAGAGAGUGAUUUGUAAAGAACUGUAAAAUGUAUAUAGUGUGUACAAUUUAGUGGCAAAAAGUAUAAAUAAAUAUAAAAAAUAUUAGAGGGCCCAACCGGGUUCGAACCGGUGACCUCUUGAUCUGCAGUCAAA